GUCGUUGUGUUGUUACUAUAUUAAAACUGUUUGGUGGUUUAAAGAAUAAAUUAUUAAACAAAAAUACAAUGUAUAACAUUAAAUAAUUAAAUAUUACAGAUUGUAAUAUCUUUUUUAAAGUUUGAUAAUUAGAAUAUUGCAAGGAUGGAGAUAUUCUUACAAAAUAUAGGUGUGGGGUUAAGAUCUAUUGAUGAUCCAUUUUUCGAAGAUUCAUACAGAAUUUGCAAAAUUUUUCAACGAAAAGGUGUUACUGUUGAAGAUGAUGAAGAACUAUGUCAUGAUGUUAUAAAGGAAUUCUCUUGUUACGUUACUGGUUGUAAAGCAACAUUCAAUAAAUUAAUUGAUUUUGAGAUGCACUACAAUAGCAAUCAUCGAUAUGUUUGUGCAGAAUGUAACAAAUGUCUACCAAAUCCUAGAUUCUUAGAUAUUCAUAUUCAAGAAACCCAUGAUAGCUUUUUCCAAGUUUUAUCAAUGAAACAGCCAAUGUAUCAAUGUUAUGUUUCUGAGUGUGAUUUAAAAUUUAAUACUUCAUUUGAAAGAAGAGAUCAUUGUGUUAGCGUACACAAAUAUCCAAAGAAUUUUAGAUUUGAUAAUACUCCACAUUGCGUAAGAGAUAAAUCAGAAGAUAAAAUGGAUAUUGAUGAACCAGAGCCAAAGCGGAAGGAAUCCAAGUCAAGAAAAAUACAGUUAAAUAAAAAUCAAAAAACUAAAAUGUUUAUAGCUACAGCAAAAACUACAACCUCGACAAAUGUCAUUAUCCGUGAAAGUCAAUUAAACCCUUCAAAUAAUAGUGCAGGAGCUACUUCGUUACUUUUUAUCCCUAGGCAAGUACAUAAAUCAUAUACAAAAGUACUUACUAAAAAUCAAUCUGGUGAAAAAGAUGUGCUUGAAACAGAAUGUAUGAUGGACUUGGCUAAUACAUUACCAAAUACAUAGUUGAAAAUAACGUA
This is a messenger RNA of Bombus pyrosoma, 950 nucleotides long. RefSeq names its product zinc finger protein 511. The transcript has 3 exons. The record is from RefSeq and is a predicted model, not a curated record. Bases 145 to 936 code for a protein of 263 amino acids. Lineage: Eukaryota; Metazoa; Arthropoda; Insecta; Hymenoptera; Apidae.